Messenger RNA from Pedinophyceae sp. YPF-701, 1812 nucleotides. The record is from the annotation of a GenBank genome assembly. Lineage: Eukaryota; Viridiplantae; Chlorophyta; Pedinophyceae.
AUGGACGAGGGGGCGCAGGGCACGGCGCACGUGGAGGGCGCGCAGCAGGCCGGUGACGACGCGCCUGGGCUGGUGCAGCGGUCGGGAGGCGACGACCGGCUGCAGGUGGACACGAGGCUGGAGAAGGAGCUGCGGGAGAAUGGCUUCCGGUCGACCAGGCGCACCAAGAUGAUCUGCACAAUUGGCCCUGUCUCUGAGAGCGAGGAAAUUCUGGAGAAGAUGGCCGAGAAAGGGAUGAACGUCGCGCGCCUGAACAUGUGCCACAACACGAGGGAAUGGCACGCGGAGGUCAUUCGCCGCAUUCGCGCCAUCAACGCGCGCCGCGGCUUCAACAUCGGGAUCAUGAUGGACACCGAGGGCGCCGAGAUCCACUGCAAGGAGACGCCGGGGACCGUGGGGACGAAGCACAGGGUGCAGGAGGGCCAGGACUUCGUGUUCACGAUCCGCAGACUCGCCUCCGCGGUCCCGGACUGCCUCGAAGUCAACUACGACGGCUUCGUCGACGACGUCCAGGUCGGGGACGACAUCUUCGUGGACGGCGGGAUGGUUUCGUUCACGGUGGUGGAGAAGGCGGGCCCGGACGUGCUGUGCCGCUGCGUGGACCCGGGCCUCGUGCUGUCCCGCGCGAACCUCACCUUCCGCCGCAACGGCUCCAUCAUCCGCGCGAAGAACUCGCAGCUGCCCGUGAUCACGUCCAAGGACUGGCAGGACAUCGACUUUGCCAUCGCGCAGGGCGUCGACUGGAUCGCGGUCUCCUUCGUCAAGCAGGCGGACGUCAUCAAGAACCUUCAGUCCUACGUCGCGGCGCGCGCGACCAAGGCCGUCGAGGUCGUCGCGAAGAUUGAAAGCAUCGACGCGCUAGACAACCUCCCGGACAUAAUUGCCGCGUCCGACGUCAUCAUGGUCGCCCGGGGAGACCUCGGCGCGCAGAUCCCCGUCGAGGACGUGCCCGCGGUGCAGAAGCGCAUCGUGACGCUCUCGCGGCAGGCGGGCAAGCCCGUGAUCGUCGCCUCGCACCUGCUGCAAAGCAUGAUCGAGUACCCGUGCCCCACGCGCGCCGAGGUGUCGGACAUCGCGGACGUCGUGCGGCAGCGCGCGGACGCGGUGAUGCUGAGCGCGGAGACGGCGACGGACGGCGCGCACGUCGAGGCGGCGGUCGAGGUGCUGCGCGACACGUGCACGCGCGCGGAGGAGUGGCUGCGCGAGAGCAACUUCGCCGCGCUGGACCUGCCGGCGCUCGGCGCGACGUACGAGGGCCGGCUCGCCGAUGAGCUCUCCGCGUCCGCGGUGCGCAUCGCCAACCACCUCAACGCAAAGGCUAUCUUCGUCUUCACGCGGCGCGGCUACAUGGGCCAGUUCCUGUCCCGGCACCGCCCGGACUGCCCGAUCUUCGCCUUCACGGACAAGGGCGACACCGCCCGGCGCCUCAACCUGCGCUGGGGCACCGUGCCGUUCCGCCUGGACUUUGACCCGGAGCCGGAGGAGAACGUCAACCGCACGUUCCGGCUCCUCGUGAAGCGCGGGCUCGUGCAGGCGAACGACGUCGUCGUCGUCGUGUCGGACUUGCUGUCCCCGGGCACGCUGGUCCAGGGGUCCGUGCGGUCGAUCCAGGUGCGCCGCGUGGCGUGCCCCGACACCGGGCCGGUGCCGGACCUCGACGGGGACCACGCCGAGCCGCUGGAGACGAAGCCGGUCAAGCGGAGGCUGGAGAGCGAGCGGGACAGCGAGCGGAUGGCGCGCCUGCGAGCCUUUCAGGAGCGGUUGCUGGCGGCGGAGGCGAGGAGCGACUCGAGCGAGUCGGACAAGGAGUGA